AUGCAACUCAAGCUUAAUCCGGCCCGCUGCUGUUCCUUGCAUAACCGUAUCCGGUCGUUUUCCGGUCCAAACUACUUGGAGAUGUUUGCAAACACAGGUUGCACAAUAACUGUGUAAACUUCACGGGGAGUAGGACCAAAAGGUCUCAAAGGCGCCUUUUUUCUGAACCUUUUUAGGAAAUUUUGACACCUUCUUAGGAACUCAAAAAGGAGCUUCAGGCCCUUUUUAAGGCCUUUUUGAGGUCUUUUGGACUUUUCCUGUGAGCAAGGAAAUUCAAUAAAUCGUGUUUUGCUUUUGAGAUUUUUUUUUUCUAGCGACCAUGAGAAACGGAUUUUUUUGAAUUCCAAGUCAAAAUACUUCCCAAAAGAACUUUUCUACAAGGGUGAGAAAACCAAGGCGAGUGACCACAAAGAUGGGAACCAACCAUUUUUUGCCUCAUUUUUUUCUGUUUCUCCUCAAACUUCUUCCUACAGAUCUUUUGAUGAUUCGAAAAGUAAGAAAAGACAUAGGCAAAGUCGGAAGGACCUUUCAAGAGUCAUAAAGGCUGCUGGAAGGAUCCAUAGAAAUAUUCCUUUGAGGGUGAAAAAGGCUCCCUUUUUGCUGCCUUUUUUCUGCUUUUUUGAUGCCUUUUCGCUGCCUUUCUGCGGCCUUUUUUGAGCCUCUCCCUUUUUGCGGCCAUUAUAUACCAGUCCAACUUUGCCCGAGUGACUUAAAAAGCAAGAAAGACGUUAGAUUUUACAAGUGAAUUUUUGAAAAAAAGACGACCUUUCUGAUUUCAAAUUCACUUUUCUUUGAACUAAAUGAGAAGUAGGAGAUUUUUUUUUUCAGAAAAAUGACCCUUUUUGAAUAUUCAAAAGUAAAAAACUUGAAAACAACCUUUUUUUUAAUCAAAAUUAUUCUCAAAAUGUAUAUGCCGUGUUCAAAGUAAUUUCCGCGAAAUGCAAAAUGAUCUCUGACUCUCCAAAAUUUAGUGAUCUUUUCCUUUCUCUAACGGGUAUUUUGAAUUUCGCGGAAAUUACUUUGAACACGGCAAUAGAAACUCUUCGUAUUUUUUUCUGACAGUCUCCUGGAAAAAAAUUACUUUUUUUUUAUUUUUCUAGAAAAUGUUUCCCAAAAGUUUUUUUCUCAACAUGUUUCAUACAGUCCCUACGGUUCUCAAGCUCCAUAAAUCGAAGAAAAAAUCUAUCGAGAUUUUACAAAAUGACCAGAAGACACAGACAAUCCUGAAUCGGAUACGGUUUAACAAUUAUCAAGAUUCCUUCUCAGACUACUAAAAUCCUCUGAAUGAUUUAUUUUUUGCUCUUCUUUUCCUCAAUCUUUUUUUCAUACAGUCCCUAUAUUUUUUUUCUUCCAUAAAUCAAGGAAAAAUUUAUAGUAAGAAAUGGCGAAAUGACUGGCAGAAGAAGACAAACUUUUUGUAUUUUUUAAAAAAUUUUUUUGCCUUUCUUCUCCUCCAUUUUUUUUUCAUACAGUCCCUCUAUCUCCCCAUCUCCAUAAAUCAGAAAAAAAGAUACAGUAAGAUCUGGCAAAAUGACUGGCAGAAGAAGACGACGUCGUUGGAUUUGACGCGGUUCAUUGGUCACGACGAAUAUUGCGUCACGGCUACAUGGGCUUUGUCUUGGGUGGAAAAAAGUAGGAAAGGCCCCGUUUCCGGUCACAUGCCUUCACCUGCUGCUGUCCAGUCUGGUCCAAUUACCUGAAUCGGGGUUUACGGUGACUGACCACGGCAAAAACUUUGGAAGAGUGGAGAAGAGGUGCCGAAAGGGACAAGGGCAAAAGUGGUCGGCCGACACCUGUCCAAUGACUUCCGCCACACACUCAGGUACUUGAGCAAGCAAGUCCUGUGGUGUGGUCUGUUGGUAGCGUCUACCUUUGAUUAGAGUAGCUCGACUCUUUGAAAAGGUGCCUUUUGGUUUUCCGCGACCUAAAAAAACCCAAAAUCUAAGAAAAUCUUACUGUAACGCCUACUGCGCCUUUGAAUUCUUAUUAAGGGUUCUUUUAAGAAAAAAAAAAUGAGGUGAUAUUCAUUUGGUAACCUUUACCUGGAAGUCUUAAAAGCCUCUCGAUUCUUUAUCAAAAAUCUCGCUUCUAAGCUCAAGAUGGCUAAAAUAUAAGAAAUUCAGACUGUAACGCCUACUGACGCCUUUAAACUCUUGUUAAGAGUCCUUUCGAGCCGAAAAAAAAAAUCUCAGGAUCAGAUGAACCUACUCAUUUGGUAACCUUCACCUCGGAUUCUAAAGUGCCCUUCAAUUUUCAUUCGAAAAUUUCCGUUUUCAGGCCCAAAACAUAGGUGAUUCAAACUAGAUCUUUUCAAAAUCUUGCUUAUUUUUUCUUUGAGCGAGCGGAGUCCUUGAAAAGCCGACCAUUAUUGAAAACUAUCCAAAAUUUUCAAUUGGUUCAAUAAGUCUAUUUUAAAGCUAAACUAGCUCAGAUUUCAAUUCAAUUCAAUAAAUUUAUUUUUCGCAACAUCGGGAUGGUAUGGUGAUGUUGCAGGAAGGGAAAAAGACCACUAGGUGGGUUAACUAACCCCACCCUGAAGAAAAAAAAGUUUUUCGUGCGAGAAAAGAAACAUAGAACCAUAAUAAGUAGAUAUUUAAAACCAAGUUGAUCAUGGCACAAAUCUGUGAACACUUGAAAGAAUAUGCUCGACGCCAACAUUUUCUGCAUACACUAAAAAAAAUGUUCUUAGAUUUUUUCUUGUCUUCCUCUGCCAAUAAUUCAUGGUCAAUGUCGUUUCAAACAUUAGUAAUGCGAUGUGAUAAGAAAUUGAAGAAAACCAGUGAAGGUUUCGUUUUUAUUAAUUUACAACCAUUUCCUCUGAGCUGACUGGGACUUGGAUAAUAAUCUAUAGAAUUUUUUUACUUUAAUUCUUCUCAAACUUGUAAAUUUUCCAGAAUCUUAGGUUCUGAUGUGGUUGGUUCGAUCUAGAAUAAUCUAGAUUUGCCAUUUCUCCUUUCAUAUUUUUUUUUGGAGAUUUUCAAAAUAUCAGAGCGAUAAAGUUUUCUCAGUGAAAGUAUCCUUCAGAGUUCAACUCCAAUUCAGACCUUCUUCCGAUCUUUUUCUCAGAUUUCAGAACACCAUUGUUGCUUCGUAUCGACUCCAAAAGUGGAGCCAUAUUUCACUUGGCAAAAGUCAUCUUUGUGACUUUUCGAAGGCAAAUUCGACAAAUGGCGCUGGGCCUGACUCGACACGUGUUCCUUUUGUUUCUGCGUCCGUCCGGCGUCGUGAUGAAAUAUCGAAUGGCCCUCGUUGGGAAGACAAACGGAGGGCCAAGCACUGACAACGGUUUGGCGCAUUUGCCAGAAGUUGAAGCUGAGAAAUGGCUUUUUUGGGAGUUAAAAGUGAGAAAUGGUUUGUCGAAGUUUGAAGCUAAAAAAUGGGGCGUUCUAAAGUCGAAAUGGAGAAUGGGUAGUUCAGAAGAUUAGGCUUUAAUCUGAAGCUGAAAAUCGUCUUUUUUAGAUUUUUGGGGUGAAGAAUGGCUCUUCUAGAAGUCUCCAGAGUUGCUCCGGAGUUUUAGAAUUGGCAGGUUAGGUUAAUGGAGCCUUUCAGAAACUGGUAGGGCACUUUGAAGUUGUUGUUCCUUCUUGGAACUUCAGAAAACUAUGAAAAACUCGUCAAAAUCAUGAUUUUGGCCUCGAAAUUGGACUUUUUCUCGCCUAACGAAGCUUAGGAACGGUUUUUCUCAAAGUUACUGGACUUCAGGACUAAUCUGAAGCUUCAUACUUUACAUAUUAGGUCUUGAAGUGAAAGUGGGUUUUUUUGAAGCUGGCCGGUCUUCCACUUACGGUGGAGGUCAUUUUACUUUGCGGCUGGGAAUUUUCCGAAAAUUGGUCAGGACCCUUCCUAAAGAACCAGAAGAAGAGUCUCAACCUGCACAACUUCCUAGCUUCCGAGAAAUAAGGGCCCAAAGCCUCAAAAUAGCCUAUUUUUAUGGAUUUCGAGGGUUUCCUUUGACUUUGAGGCGUCUUUUCUCAAAAACUAGGAAGUUCUGCAGGUUGAGGCUUUCAGAGUCUUCUUCUGGUACAUUAAGAAGCGUUCUGGCCAAUUUUCAGGGAAUUUCCAAUCUUGUUAGUUCUUCAAUUCGAACCUCCUUCUAGUGGAAGACUUCAAAAAGCUUGUCAAACUUGUGAUCCAAACCCAAGUUAUUCGCUCGCAGAAUACAAAAGCUCCAAAGACUGUUUAUCAAGAAAGAAAAUGUGUGACCUUGACAUUGGAUCUGAAUAAGCCAGAUACACCUGGAAGCUCUCAAGUUUUCCAGAUGCCUUCAAGUGUUGGGGGUCCUUUGUGUCCAAGGCGGCGGCACACGUGCUUCCUGUGGUGGGCUCCGUCGAGCCCUACAUAUGUACAUACUUUCCAGCAGUCCACCACACGUGGCUGGUGCACAUGUCGGCGAGCUCAUCUGUGUCGCAGCUGCCCGUAAAUUCCACUUGUCGGUUUUGCCGGUUUUUUACGCCGAGGCCAACGACGACGGCAAGAAUCGCCUGACAGCCGGACCUCAUCUGGCGGGAAGUGGAGGUUGA
Molecule: messenger RNA, 4520 nt
Organism: Caenorhabditis auriculariae
Lineage: Eukaryota; Metazoa; Nematoda; Chromadorea; Rhabditida; Rhabditidae
Source: the annotation of a GenBank genome assembly